AUGGCUCCCAAAGCUGCUACUGCUGAAGGUAAAAAGGGUGGUGCUAAGAAACCAACUCCUUACAACGAAUACAUGAAAGUUCAACUUGCCAAACUCAAGGCCGAAGCUGAGAAAUCAGGUAAACCUUCAAACCACCGAGAAAACUUCAAGAAAGUUGCUGAAUCCUGGAAAAAUGCUCCCGAGAACCCUGUUAGUAUAUACUGA
Molecule: messenger RNA, 204 nt
Organism: Kwoniella mangroviensis CBS 8507
Lineage: Eukaryota; Fungi; Basidiomycota; Tremellomycetes; Tremellales; Cryptococcaceae
Exons: 6
Coding region: 1-204 (67 amino acids)
Source: RefSeq, a predicted model, not a curated record